Epinephelus lanceolatus (giant grouper) is the source of this 2911-nucleotide messenger RNA. It is a transcript of the gene taf13, whose product is annotated as TATA-box binding protein associated factor 13. Gene Ontology annotation, biological process: transcription by RNA polymerase II. The record is from RefSeq and is a predicted model, not a curated record. Gene Ontology annotation, molecular function: protein heterodimerization activity. Lineage: Eukaryota; Metazoa; Chordata; Actinopteri; Perciformes; Serranidae. Gene Ontology annotation, cellular component: transcription factor TFIID complex.
AAUCUCUCGAUUCUUAGUGGCGAUGCAUAUUUCGCCAAUUCAGAUCACUUGUAAUGAAAGCUAAGACAUUGGUCGAAGCAUCGUGAACCAUUCUUUUAUUCGGCAUCCACACUGCCCACACAGAAGUGGCAUGAUUUAAUACAUUACGACUUUUCUGUGUUGGUUGGUAUCGCUUUCUACCGUCCCCGUGGCGUUUUUCCACUAAUAUAAUACACACAAAGCGCAAAAAAUUCUAGUAAAUGCAGUUUAUACACACGCGGAUUUAGCUAGCGUAAUAACAAUUUAGAUAGUUGGUGAUCCACAGAGACACGAGUGUUUUAAAUUGUCUUAUUUUUAAACUGAGUUUGGCCCUAUCUGUCUCCAAACAUGGCAGCACGUAUCAACAGCAAAGGAACAACAAUGCAAUAUGCCAUGAAAGAGACCAACCGCUAGUCAUGACAGUGUAUAUGGCUGUGUCAUGUGCACACUUUGUGAUACAACAUUAUUCUGAGAUUACUCAGAGGGUAACAGUGCUGGAGAAAAAUAACCACAGGGGGGCAGUAUUUUCUACAACAAACGUUUGUUCCCCUCACAUCACUUCCAUGGUCGAGGAAACUCAGGCGGAAGUCAACAGAGAACAGCCUGUUGUGUUGUGUUACUGUGCGGAGCUACAAGAAUGGCGGAUGAGGACGAGGAGCCUGGCUUCGAUGAGGAGUUGGAGGACGGGUCCAGCGGAGUGGAUGUCGGCCACGGGAAGAGAAAGAGGCUUUUCUCCAAGGAGCUCCGGUGCAUGAUGUACGGAUUUGGAGAUGACCAGAACCCGUAUACGGAGUCUGUGGACAUUCUGGAGGACCUGGUGAUCGAGUUUAUCACGGAAAUGACACACAAAGCCAUGUCAAUCGGACGCCAGGGCCGUGUCCAGGUGGAGGACAUCGUUUUCCUCAUCCGGAAGGACCCCAGGAAGUUCGCCAGAGUCAAAGACCUACUGACCAUGAACGAAGAGCUGAAGAGAGCCCGGAAAGCUUUCGACGAAGCAAAUUAUGGCUCAUAACCACAUUUUUAACCUAUAUCUGUAGUAGUUUUCCAUUUCAUUUUAAUUGCUGUUUAAUUGAAUUGUUAAUUCUCAGACGUGUGUUCUUGAGGAGUUUGUUCAGAUGUGACUUGCUGUCCCAAGUCUGUUUUUUGCGACGUGCUGUUUAUUAUUUUAUAUAGUGGUAUGGCAGUGUCAGCGUGUUGUGCACAACCCUGAUGACAUGCUGUCUGGGACUGUCUCAAUAAAGAAACUUACAUAUUUGUUAAAUAUGCCCAGUCAUAAGUGUUAAUUUUAAUGCCAGAAUACCGAGACUGUUAAGAACAUCUGGACAGUGACAUUUAUUACUCAACAUCACAAGCACAAAUUAACACAAACACAGGCUGCAAAAUUGCAUUAUCAUACUGCACUCACGGUUGGAUAACGGCCAACUCACUUUUAGUUGCAUCACCUAACCUCAGCUCUCAAAAUUUUACAUGUACCCCAGAAAGUGUGCAGCCAGUGUCUACCUCAGUUUAGCACAGCGUUAUAGGCUGUAAUGAUAACUAAGGUUGUAGCCAUAAUUCAACUGACUGAAAAUGAAUUGCCAACUAUUUUGAUCAUUUUUAGUGUAUUUUAUUAUAUGAACAUCACAGUACCAUUCAAAUUGUACAUUGAUGCACAAGAACCAGAUGAGCUGUGUUUAGUCUUGGUAGUGAAAUGCUUAUUUGCAACAUCUGUCCACAGGAGGCUUUCUAAAAGUUAAAAUAGUUGAUGCAGAACAACCACAGCUCCUACCAGCAUAGUCUUGGCAAGGUGCUGCCAACAUCAGUAAGUUAAAACUUGUAGAAAACGAUAUCUGCACACUUAAAUCUGUUCAGUGUUUCACUUUCUUCUGAGCUUUUGGUCUGUCAGAGCUUCACCAGAGCAUACAUGAAUCAACAAUGGACAGGCAGGUAAAAGCUUUAACCACCAGGGUUGUGCACAGGUGGGUUGCAUACUGCCAGUGAUUAGACUGGGAUUGGUUUCAUUUACCUGCCUGUCCAUUGAAGUGAAGUGUAAGAAAGUUUUGUGUAAUGCAAUGCAACACUUGCCUUGUGUUGAGGCCUGUAUGUUGACUCUGCUGGUGUGUUGAUGUCUUCCAACAAAUUCAUUACGCAGAGAUGGAGCAUGACCAUAGAGACAUUUAAAAAUAAGCUUUGGGUUAAAAUAGUUCAUGAAGCUUUUGAAGCUGAACAUAUUGUAUUUUUUCAAGAUGUGGCAGUGCUCUUUUUUGUCCAUAAUUUUUAUUGUCUGGUCAUACAAUCAUAUGAUAGGUUUUAUAGUUGAUUCAAAGGCUUGUGACCAGGUGCAGCAUGAUAUGAUAGAUGUGAGAUUAUCACGGCAUGCACAUAAAGCUGGGCUGUACUGACGGGCAAACAUUGUCUGACAAGUCUGAAGCAGUUAAGAUUUGCAUUAACUUUUUUGAUUAAUUUUUAAAAAAAUAAAAAAAGGCUAAACUUUCUAGUUCCAGCUUUUUCAGUGUAAAUUCUUGCUGUUUAGUCUGCUAUAAUUGCAAACAUAAUUUGGAGGUUUCGAGAGUUAGACAAAGCAGGACAGUUAAAGGUGUCACACUUUGACUAUGGAAAAGUGACGAAAUAUUUUACUAUUUUCUGACAUUUUAUAGACAAUAUGAUUCAUUGAUUAAUCUGAAAAACAAUCUGCUUAACAUUUGAUACUGAAAAUAGCCAUUAGUUGCAGAUCUUACAGUAACAUUGGAAAUUAUUUGUGAAAGCAGAUUGUACUAUUUGUGCUGAGAAUUUCACAUGCUUAAACCCUUAUUAAACUACAUGAUGACAUUGUUAAACCACAGUCAGGGACCUAGCCAGGGCCUUACAAAAAUACAAACACAAACAAAAAAUAAAAAAGUGUGAUAAAAUAAAA